Asterias rubens (European starfish) is the source of this 5080-nucleotide messenger RNA. RefSeq lists its product as uncharacterized. Gene Ontology annotation, molecular function: protein binding. The transcript is spliced from 3 exons. The record is from RefSeq and is a predicted model, not a curated record. Lineage: Eukaryota; Metazoa; Echinodermata; Asteroidea; Forcipulatida; Asteriidae. The coding region runs from base 628 to 3936 and encodes 1102 amino acids.
ACGACGGAGCCUGCCACAGCUUGGGCUUUGGGGCUGUGGUGGACUACAUAGUGUGAAGUGUUGGUGAACAGGAGUGCAGGUAUGUACUAGCUGUGUGCAGUCUAGACGAAUCGCAGAUGAAUAUUAUUGUGGAUGGUUCGUGGCUAGACCCAGACACACUCAUCUUGCAUCCAGACCCUGUUUUCAGCACAGCCAGCGUGCUUUAACUUUACAACACAGAGCAUAGCCCCAGUUGCCAGUAGGAGUAACAUACGUACAACAGGCCUCUGAUGGAAUUUGUUCAUGCUCGGGGUAUAGUGCGCGUUGAGGAAGACCUGUUUUUCUCCCCCUACUAUAAACAGAUGGCUUCUUCAUAAUUGACCUGUUUAUGGAAUGCCUGGACGUACAUUUUUGAUUCAACAGGUUAUGAACGAGGUUUACACCCAUGCAAUGAUCAUCAUCAGGGACCCAUCAUAGCUGUGUAGGGCGCAGGGUCUUUAGCUGAAAGUAUCAAAAUCAAUUUUCAAGGUAUCAACAUCUCCAAGGGAUCUGUAGAGUAACUGUAGUAAUGACUCCUACCAGCUCACCAAGCAGCAUCUCCGAUGGAUGUGACUAUACUCCAAUAAGUUGAUUCAUUUUCCCAGAGCCAUGGAAGACCUUCCAAUACAGCCUGGCAUUUGUGCCACUAGGAUCCGCUCCUAUACAGAGGGCACCAUACAGCGUCCCAAAAAGCUUAGAUCAGGAUGUCCAUCAGGAAGCGGGAAUCUCUUUAAAUCAGUGUCGUCAGUCCAGCUCGCCCACAAUGUCACUCGAGAGCCUCGGUCGUCGUCUAGCCAGCAUGAACUGAACAAGUCGUGUGAUUACCUCCAGGGGAGAGUCAAAAGACUGUCCAGGAGGACCUUUGUCUCCUCUGUAAACAUUGCCCUUGUGAAGUCACAGCCGCAGCGUAAAAUGUCUCUUCCCUGUGGUCCCGCGUCUCAGCAGCACGGAGACAAAAUCAAAUCUGUGGAACUGUCAGAGAGCUGUAAGUCGGUAAUCGGUAGCAGCAGCAGCACAAGGGACCAGCAGAUGAACGGCAAUGCGGAGGACACUCCGUUGAAAUCUGUGGAUGAGAAGAACUUGCUCGACAUUUUCCCAGACAAGGAAAAUCUUCCUUGGGAGAUAAAUGAUGAAUUCCCACACAUUCCCGUGCUCAGACGAAUCCAGCAGUUUGAGACACAGACCACGCCAAACAGCCGUAGUUCAUCCCCGGGACGUUGGAAGCUCAAGGGCAAAACAAACUACAAAAAGGGCAGUGUUCACAGUAGCCCCGCCCUAUCCAGGAAAAACUCACUAGAGGGAAAGGUCAUCAUCAGGAACUCUCGCAAUUCUUCUCCAGCAAUUCUGCACAGCGAGAUCUUGAGGUUUCAACAGGAAUCAAAUUACAGGACUCGUUGCGAGGUUGGCAACAGUAGUAGUAAAACGGACACAAUCGGGUCUGAACUUAAAAAUUCUGAAGUUCAAGUUGACUCUUCCACGACGGAACUGAUGUGCAGAUCGGAAAUUAUUCAAGCACAUCAGGAGUGUGGAAUACCGGAGCAAGAUCAUAUCAAAAGCAGAGUCCUGACUAAGUCAAAUGAUGGACGUAGCACUGCAGACAAAGUCUCAAACUCUCAAACACAAAGAGAAGACAGGGAUUCGUCAAUGGAUGUCGACUCCGAAUCGAUUGAAAUCUUGCAAGAAAGUGUCAACCAAGACUUUUCGACAGAAAAAGGUUCCGAUCCGCAUGUUAUUGAAUGCAGCUCAAUGGAGUUGUCUCGUGAAGUGAUUGUCAAUUGUGAAAGGGCUUCAACUCAAGACGAGCCAACUAAUGGGAUCCCUCAGGAAGAUACAUCGGACUGCAGUUUAAGUAAAGAUGAAGUGACAGAAUCGUAUAAGUCUGGGUUAAGAACGGCCGAUUCCUUUUGCUUAAACGAAAACCGUUCACCACAUCUUAGAGACCAAGGAAGGUCAGUAUGUGUCGAUACAUUUGUGUUGGAACCAUUACAUGACAACUCAUCUGAGUCCGAUGCAGAGCAACAAACAGAUGAUGGCAAUGCUUCGUUGACAGGAAAGGACACACUUAAUCUUUCUGGCAACACGGUAGUUGACGCAUCCGUAGAUGCUUCACUUAGUCCUUCCUCGGACUGUCAACCAGCAGGACAAUCCUUGACAUUGAGUCCAGGAAACAAAAGUAUGAUAACCGACAAUGUCUCCACGAUUCAAGGCAUGUCUUCUGACGAAGAGGUCCUGGACGUUCAGUGCAAUAGACCCGACCUUCCCCCCGUGUGUGUGAUUACCCAGACAGCGGAACACUGCCAAUCAGUUUCUCAAUUAGAGAAUCCCGAUCCGAUUCAGCCUUUGAUCGGUGAGAUUCUUCAGGCCAGCCACUCUAUCGACACCGAUAUUUACAGCCAACGCUGCAGCCAGCAGCUUGGUGAAUUCAGAACUGACUCUGCAGAACGUAACGCGUCCACAGCGACGGGUCGUCCAAUGGAAGAGCUUUUGGUCGGAGGACAAAGUCCCUGUUUGAGUGACUGCUACAGCAGCAGUAGCGAUGAAGAGUCGCAACUUGCCAGCGGCACAACGUUGGAUUUUGUCAGAGCUUUUAACAGCCGUAGCAACUGUGUUCGUAACGAGCCUUUGUCUACAUGUAGCUCCUCCAGUGAGAAGGAUCUUCCUAAAGAAGACGAAAUGCAUGAAACCAACUUCCACAAAACGGAGCUUCCCUCUUUCUUCUCUGGUGCUCAGACUUCAAAUGGCCUUUCUAUCGAUGAGGAUCCCAAAGAAGAUCCGAAAGAAUCUGCAGACUGCCAUUCAAACCCAGAUACGGAUGAUUCAUCAUCCUCAUCAAGUUCUAGUGGACUUUCCGAUUCGUUUGAUUGUAUACAAGCAGUUUUGAAAUCCAAUGACUUAUUGCAUCUUCCCUCAGCCCUGGGGGCAUGCGGUGGUCUGCCUUCGUCUGAGGUAGUAGCAAUUAAUUCCUCUCAUAUCGGCCACAGCGAUGACAAAGUUGCCUUCUCAAGACAUCUCUCCGCUUUGUUAAAACGCCGGGAGAACAAUGCAGAUCAGGCCUUGUUCCUUUCCCAGAUGAGCCUAUUACUAGACUGGAUUCGAAGACAGCCAUCCCCUGCUUCAGAGGUAAGGAGUUCUGUGCCAAUGCCUCCAGCAACCCAAAGUUCAGACAGUAGAGUCCAAGAGGUUCAAGGAGACAUCCAGAGUUCAUCCAACCUCGACACCAAGACCAGCCAGGUUACAGUGUCUCCGACGCCACCAGUCGACGGCACAACAUGUAGAGAUUUACCUCAGCAUGCCGUCAAGCGAAAAGAGACUGAGGUCGUUAACACCAAGCCUAUCAAACGCUUCAGACAGAAAAGGUACGUUGACCCGGACAAGUACAGUCAUCUGCGCUACCUGAUCCUUCAGUCACCGCUAGUCUUAUCGGACGAGGACGACAGUGACAGCGACGACAGCGACGUGGAACUCAAUGAAUUCGGAGAGGUGAAGCAGGACUAUCCCCUCGGGCGUGUCCCGGACUACAUCGUGGCGCAGAUCUUCUGCAAUCUCAUCACCAAGGACCUUGCCUCGCUGAAGUGUGCCUGCAAGGACUUCAAGUGGCUCAUAGAAAAAUUUGACAUCAAGGGCACCGACUCCAAGUGGUCGGAGGAAUCCCCGUACAGAGAAGAUCCCUGCAUGCAGUGUGGCAAGAUCCGGGACCCCAGAGGGGACGUCUCGCUCUGCCGCUGGCAUCCCAAGAUCUACUACAAGAACGGUGAGAUCGGGAGGCACUACUGGACGUGCUGCUUCGCCAACGAGGAAGAUGCUCCCGGGUGCACCACCUCCCUACAUAAUAACAAAUGGUCGGGGCCGCACUUGAAACUCUGUAAAGUGCCUCGGUCCUGGAGACAAUAUUGGCGGAGUUACCCGAUGGACAGCUAAAGAUGCCCCCGAGUUGUUUUAUGGUGUUUGAUUCAUUGUGUACAAUUACCUGUGAGCAAAUAUCUGUGAUGGUUUUUAUCAUGGUGUGGCCAUCAUGUCUGGUUCCCUGUACACACAAUGAAUAGUAUGUAAAGCAAGACAAGUUCUCAAAAGAACAUUAUCUACCCCGCAAAUAGAUACACACAUAGUGUUACCACAAACCAAUUGUCAGGAAUAGUUCUUGUUUUAAAAGAUAAAGAGACCUAAUUAUUCUUCCUGCUUAGUUUGGUUUCAUUGAUUGGACUAGUAAUAAACAAAAUGGCUGCACUUCAAUUAGUCAAUACAUGGUCUUUGGUUUAUAUAGACCUUUCUGUGGCAACGUCACUGCCCGAGUUUUUGUCAACCACGAUUGGAAAACUAUGGAAAAGCCAUAAAUGCAAAUCAAAAACAGAUAGCCAUAGUGUGUAGAAAUGUUACACAGUUAUUCAAAAAUUUGUUGAAUUUGUUUGAAACAGAUCAACAAAUCAAAAGAGAUAUCUUUUACAGAAAAUGUUUUUUUAACACGGUUGAUUGUUUCACUUACUUUCGACCGGCCAUGCCAACAGGCGCAUUUUGUUUAUCAAGAAUUGACAGGUCACUAAAUCAGAAUAGACUGCAACUAAUCUGCAUAAUGGACUCAAUUGUGGUAUAUACAAAGCAUUGAAACUGGGCCCUGGUAAUAGGCUUUGAAAUAUCAUGCUUAGCACAGAAAUGCUAAUUGCAGAAUCAGGUUGAUAUCUAAACUAAUAUGUAAUAUCUACUGAUCAUUGGCCAGUUUCAUAAUUUUUUUUUUUUUACCAAUAAGCAAGUUUUGUGCCUUUAGAAGCAAAUGUGUAUUCUAUAAAUGAGCAAGAAAAUUUGGCAGUGUGGUUGUUCAGAAAGCAGUGGUUUUGAAAUUGAAAACUGUGCUGAUUCAUAAGCAGAAAAUGUCUGCUCUAAUACAAUUUGUUUGUGAACAUUUUCCUCUGGAUUGGUGUUUUUAUUAAGUUUGCAGCUAAGCAAUACUUCAGCAAUCAACAGCUUUACACAAAAGUUGGCUGUAAAAACACAGACCCCAAUUUUAUAGAGCUGCUUAAGCACAAAAGGUACCGGUAACUACCUAAGCACAAAAUAAAUCUGCUCUACC